UCAAGUUAUGGAAAUAAUUAAGGGCAAGAAACAACCUCAUGUAUUGGCCGUGCCAUUUCCUGCGCAGGGGCACGUUAAGCCACUAAUGAAGCUAUCCCGACAAAUAGCCAAACGCGGCAUUAAGGUAACGUUUGUCAACAUCCAAUGUAUACACGAAAAAAUAGUCGCUAAUAAUAAAAACAUGUCGGGUGAUAAUAUUAAUCAUAAUGAGGAGGAUAAUAUAAUCCUGGCCUCGAUCCCGGAUGGAAGGAGUCCGGAAGAUGAUCCGAACGACACUUUCAAGCUGCUGGAAUCACUCAGGCACAGUACGCCUGGAUUUGUGACGGAAUUAAUUGAAAAAAUUAAUAUUUCGAAUCCGGACCAGAAAAUUAGCUGCCUUGUUGCUGAUAUUACAAUGGCCUGGAUUUUCGAAACUGCCGAGAAAAUGGGAGCGGUGCCUGUUGCUUUCUCGCCGCCUUCUGCUGCUGCUUUUGCGCUUGUGCUUCAUACUCCGAAACUUCUACAACAAGGAUUUCUUGACGCAAAUGGAAGCGUCACGAAAAGUGAAACAAUCAGCCUAUCGGAAAACGUACCCACGUGGCAGAAAAAUGAACUCACCUGGAGCUUCUCCGGCGACCUUCAAACACAGAAGAUCUUCUUCGACUGCUCGAAAAGAAUCUCUGAAACAGUGAAUCAAGCCACGUGGCUUCUCAGCAACACCUGCUACGAAAUCGAACCCUCCGCCUGCGAUUUGAGCCCUAAUUUGCUCUCAAUCGGGCCAUUACUCGAAUCCCCAAACCCUAAAUCCCCUCCAAUUUCCUGCAAUUUCUACUCCGAGGACGAAUCCUGCUUAGCCUGGCUGGACAGCAAACCGCCCGGAUCGGUGGUUUACGUUUCCUUCGGCAGUUUAGCGGUUUUCUCCCAGCAGCAGCUGGACGAGCUGGCGUUCGGGCUUGAGAAUUCGGGCCGGGCUUUUCUGUGGGUCGUCAGGUCGGACCUCGCGAACGGGUCGCGGGCCGUGUACCCGGAUGGGUUCCUGGAUCGGGUGGGGGAGGUCGGGAAGGUCGUGGAGUGGGCCCCACAGGAGAGGGUUCUCUCUCACACCUCCACUGCGUGUUUCGUGUCGCACUGCGGGUGGAAUUCGACGAUGGAAGGCGCGGGCAACGGGGUGCCCUUUUUGUGCUGGCCGUAUUUCUCGGAUCAGUACCAUAACCAGAGUUACAUUUGUGAUGAGUGGGAGAUUGGACUGAGAAUCGAACCCGGAGAAAAUGGGAUACGAACAAGGGAUGAAAUCAGGGGCAAAAUCGACAAAAUGUUUUGCGACGAUAGAUUGAAGAAAAAUGCGGUGAAGAUGAAGGAAGUGUGUGCGGAGAGUGUGGGCGAAGGGGGUUCUUCUUACAAGAAUCUUGAGAUGUUUAUCAAUCAUCUUGUCGAAUAAUGUUGAUGUUGUGUUUUAGUUAACUAUGUUGUUUUAUGCGAUGUUUUUUUUUUUUCUCGUGUAAUUUGUUGUUUGAUUGGCAUAUGUAUCGAUUGUAAUCAAGUACCGAUAAAUAUCGUUCGAUAUUACGAUACAAUAUGAUAUCGGCGAUAUUUGUUUUGGGAGUGACUUCAGAUUUGAUA
Messenger RNA from Erythranthe guttata (spotted monkey flower), 1599 nucleotides. Its product is annotated as UDP-glycosyltransferase 83A1. The record is from RefSeq and is a predicted model, not a curated record. NCBI's taxonomy places the organism in Eukaryota, Viridiplantae, Streptophyta, Magnoliopsida, Lamiales, Phrymaceae. Gene Ontology annotation, molecular function: quercetin 7-O-glucosyltransferase activity; quercetin 3-O-glucosyltransferase activity.